Molecule: messenger RNA, 1644 nt
Organism: Entamoeba invadens IP1
Lineage: Eukaryota; Evosea; Mastigamoebida; Endamoebidae
Exons: 2
Coding region: 1-1644 (547 amino acids)
Biological process (GO): signal transduction
Molecular function (GO): GTPase activator activity
Source: RefSeq, a predicted model, not a curated record
AUGUCGAGUCGUUUUGAAGCUUUAUUAGACCGGACUUUAGGUUCAGUUCCUGCAGAAAAAGAGUUAGCGGACAUUGAGUUUGUCACAUCGAAUCUCAAGAGUAUAGAGGAAUUAGAUAUAUACUCCAAAAAGCAACGCACUAUAACUAACAAAAUACUGGACACCAUUUCAGAGCUUUUAAAUGAAUUUGGAGAGUUGUCGGACUUACAAUCAACGCAUCAGACAUCAAAUAAAGAAGAGGCGAUCACUCAGAGUCACUCAAUAAAUUUCAUUUUAUUUGUCCAAGGAUCACUUCAAGUGAUGCGAGAGGAACUAGUGAAAGGGUUUGCGAAACAAAUGGAGUAUAUCAUCGGUUCGAUUAAUGAAGCAAAAAGCACGUUUCAGAAGAAUCAAAAGAAACCCGUCGACUCCCUUGAGUGUCUGACUAUCGCAAAAGCUCAACUCGACAAAAUCAUCGAGAAGAGAAAUCAAAUCAUUUUGUCCCAUCAACUCAUCGCGUUCAGUUCCCUUGCAAAUGCUAUUCAAAACAACUUCCAACACAACCACGAGCUUUCCGAUAAAAUCGCGGAGAUCGACAAUUUAGAGGAUGAGGCAGACUCAACCGUAUUAAAAGCAGUGUCAUACUCACAACACACACUUGGCGAGAUUUUGGACGCAGAGAAGCGGAAACGCACCGAACUGCCAAAAGCAAUUGAACAGCUCAUUGAAGUGAUCUCAACAAAGCACUACCUGUCUGAAGGGAUAUUUCGAACAAAUGCUGCAAGUACAAGUGUGAAUGACAUUUGUUUAAAAAUGGCAGUUACUGACUUCUCCGUCUUACCAGCAGAUUUACUCGCAGGCGUUUUAAAAAAAUUUGUGAGGAAUUUGCCGUCGAUGUUGUUUUCCAAUUUGUUAGCCAAAGACAUUCUCAUAGCUUUUCAAGCGUCACCAACACCAGAACAAAAGAUUUCGAAUCUAAAAACACUCUUUGACACCCCAAAAUGGGUGCCACCAGAGAAAUUGGUACUUUUCAAAGCAAUUUGUAUUAUGUGUCAUAUCAUAGCAUCACAUAGCGACGUCAAUUUAAUGAAUGAAAAGAACUUGUCAGUGUGUUGGACGCCUACUAUGUUCAGUGUAAGCACGGAAGAGCUCUCUCAAUAUUUGGCUUUGAUGGAGUUCAUCAUCAAAGAGUCCGACGAGAUCUUUAAAAGGAAAAACGUGAAGAAAAUUGGGACGCGGAAAACACAAAUCCCUGAAAGCCAACGACUCAAACUCGUCGCUCCCGAGCCAGAAUUGACAAACUCAUUGUUAAGUUCCUCACCACAACAAACCGCUUUUAUCAAUACAUCUCCAAAUGUCAACACAUCUGCUCCUAAAUUUGCGAUGGGGUAUCAUCAAAGAGAUUCAAAAGACUCUAAAGAGGCGCACGACUUGAAAGAACCAAGACUUUCAAAAGACUCUCAAGAAGCUAAAGAAGUCAAAGACACAUUAGAAUCAAAGGAUUGCAAAGAUCUUCAAGACUUGAAAGAACAAGAAGAAAUGAAAGACCCAAUGGACCUUCAAGAAGAGCAUCAAAAAGAGAAAGAAAAACCCGCGAUAGAACAGUUCAGACCGCUCAACAUCGGGAUGAAUAGAAAUCGACAAAAGAACAGUCAGGAUCUUUGA